Molecule: messenger RNA, 1839 nt
Organism: Topomyia yanbarensis
Lineage: Eukaryota; Metazoa; Arthropoda; Insecta; Diptera; Culicidae
Product: UDP-glycosyltransferase UGT5-like
Exons: 5
Coding region: 141-1694 (517 amino acids)
Molecular function (GO): UDP-glycosyltransferase activity
Source: RefSeq, a predicted model, not a curated record
GUAUCAUCGCCGAGGUGUGCGGACGGGAAAACGUGAACGUGUUCGCUUAGUUUCUUGGUUAAAAUUUGAUUACGAAAUCAGCUGUUGCAGGCUGUAUCUGAAUACUACAGUAGAGCUACGCAUCCCUUGAUGUCGAUACGAUGAAAACGAUUGUCUUCUGGUGUGUCGCAGUACUAACCUUCACAUGUGGCCAUGUUCAAUCGUACAAAAUACUUGGACUGUUUCCACAUCCAGCCAUUAGUCAUUUUCACUUCUUCGAACCAGUGCUGAAAGGAUUGGCAGCCGCCGGCCACGAGGUGACAGUCGUAAGUCACUUUCCGAAUGCAAAACCACCGCCCAACUAUAUCGAUCUUCCGCUGACCGGUAUGGAGUUAAUGACCAACUCUGUGAGCUUUGAGCUCUUCGAAUACCGUCCUGCGUUUUCCCAUUUCAUGGAGUUCUUCAUGUUGUACGACUGGGGUAAGCAAGCCUGUAACAAUGCUCUCGACUCGACCGCCAUCAAGCAAGUACUGGAAUCAAAAGUUCAGUACGAUCUAGUGCUGAUGGAGCAGUUCAACAAUGACUGCAUGCUAGGAGUGGCCCACCUGCUGAACGCGCCUUACAUUGGUCUGAGCAGUUGUCCCCUUAUGCCAUGGCACUACGACAGGGUCGGUAAUCCUAAUAUACCAUCGUACAUUCCGGCCUUGUUCAUGGGCUAUUCGGAAAAGAUGAGUUUCUCCCAGAGAUUGGCUAAUUUUAUCACCGUGCACAUGUUUAAAAUGAUGUACAGUUGGUUUAAUGAUAAUGCGGCAAAUUCAAUGCUAAGGCAACGCUUCGGUGACAACAUGCCAGAUAUUAAAGAUCUCCAGAAACGGACCAGCAUGAUGUUCGUCAAUCAGCAUUACUCGCUCAGCGGUCCGAAGCCACUGUCACCGGCGGUGGUUGAGCUGGGAGGAAUACACAUUCAGGAGUUCAAAGAAUUAGACCCGCCGCUGCAGAAGCUGCUGGACGCUGCGGAUCAUGGAGUCAUAUACAUCAGCUGGGGCUCUAUGAUUAGAGCCGAAACGCUGCCGGAAGACAAACGCAACGCUAUACUUAGUGCGCUUGGUUCUUUCAAGCAGCAAGUCAUCUGGAAGUGGGAGAAUGAAACCCUGCCGAACCAACCGUCCAAUGUUUAUAUCAGGAAGUGGCUGCCGCAGCGAGAAAUUCUGUGUCAUCCAAAGGUUCGUGUCUUCAUGAGCCACGGUGGAUUGCUGGGAAGUUCUGAAACUGCUUAUUGUGGCGUCCCAGUGGUAGCAACGCCAAUGUAUGGCGAUCAAUACAAUAACGCAGCCGCCUUGGAACACCGCGGAAUGGGUGUCGUUUUACCGUAUGAGCAAAUCACCCGGGAUUCGGUGUACGAAGCAUUGAAGAAAGCUCUCGAUCCGGUCACGAUGGAAAAUGCCAAACGGGUUUCAUUCUCGUAUCGGAACCGACCCCAGAGUGCUGUGGAAACGGCAGUCUGGUGGUGCGAGCAUGUUGUUGCUACCGGUGGACUUCCGUUGGCCAAAUCUCACUCAACGGAACUGCCAUGGUGGUCAUACUACUCGGUGGAUGUGCAGAUUGCGAUUUGGACUUUCCUGUUUGUUUACCACGCCAUAGAAGUGUGGAUAUUCAGACGAGUUUGCUGCCGAGGAGUAUCCGCCUUUAGUGAUGGAAAGGUAAAGACCAAUUAAGUGACUAUUGUAGAAUGGUUAGACUAGAACUGAGGCUGUUGUACAUUCAUAAAACAUAUCCGUACUAGGUGAACUUUUAGUGAGAAACAAUAUUGGACUAGUUAGAAAAUGACAUACGAAAUAAAGAAUAAUCUUUUGGAAUCAA